Thlaspi arvense is the source of this 888-nucleotide messenger RNA. Lineage: Eukaryota; Viridiplantae; Streptophyta; Magnoliopsida; Brassicales; Brassicaceae. The record is from the annotation of a GenBank genome assembly.
GACGAUUGCAAAUUGAACCUAAACAAAAAAAUGCAAUUUAGGCCCAGAAUUUAAAACCCUAGCGAUCUUAUCUGAUUCUCGCAGUCAAGUCGGUUUGUUGCAAUUUGGGAGACGAGGAAGGAAGAGAAGUCGGGAAAUAGGAGAAGGAUUACGAAAACAUGCUGCGUGGUAUUACACACUCCUCCUCGAAGAUUUGGACGAGAAGGACCGCGUCAUCAUUUCUAUCGAGGCAGUAGCUUCAGGUCUUUCGCUGGAGCUGUUGAAAACAACAUCAAGAAGAAUGAAACUGGAGACGAUACUGAGCUGCAAUCUGCGAUGGGGAGUGCACAUUCAGCUGUAUACGAGGCUGAAAAAUGUGUCGUGGCUCACCAGAGGAUGAUCAAAGACAUCAGUCUCAAAGUAAUUCGUCUAGAAAAAGCCAUGGAGUCAGACGACAUUGCAGAAAUCUUGGCUUCCGCUCGAGAUUUGAAGCAAAAUCUCGACUUUAGCGGACAUUCUCCAAGAAAUGACCAUACGUUUCCAACUGAAUUAACAGCCGUCCUUCUGCAGAGGUUUGGUGGUAAACCCUCUGUUUAGAUGGGAAGAAAUCUCAGGGUUUCACAGAUGAAGAUGCUCAAGACUAAAGUCGACCCUGCGAAGGUCUCUGAUCGGUUUGCAAAUCUAACUCUGGCAAGGUCAAUUGUUGCUACAAUCGUUUUAGCUGUCUUAUAUUAUCUUUAGAUGAAGCAUUGGAAAUCAGAUACUGUAUGUUUUAUGGCACAAGAUGCUUAUUAACUUCGAAGCAUAACUUAUCUUGUGCAUAUUUUCGUCAUAUCACACUGGAGGCCUCGAAUUGAAUAGUGCAAAGAAAGUUUUGAUUGAAAAAUAAAAAGAAUAUUAGUUUUGUUG